UCUCUAGUACACACUACAAAUUUCAUUAAAUCCGUAGUUUUUUUUCGAAGAAAAUCUGAAAAUUGCCAAUAUCUUCAUGUAUCCAACAACUAGAUAGACAACGAGAGCCAGCAGCCAAAGUGCAGAGUGCAGAAAUCUCAAGGAGCAACGGCCCCAAAACUUCGCGCUUGUUGCGUGGGAAUUUCGGAUCAUCUUCAAUUCCCGUGGCUUCACAAAGGAUCGUUUUGGAUCGUUGCAAAACUGAGAACGCGCUGCCCACCUUUGGAUGCUUGAAAAGUAUUAUGGAAAAAGGAUGCCCAGCUGCUAGCAGUGAAUCCGUGGCCAGAGCAGGGGAGCGAACGCAAUCAGCAGUCAGCGCCGCCCCCGCCGCCAGUCAGGCCACCACGAGCCGCCGCCAAGCAGAAGGAACAGGAUCAAAAGCAGCAGAAGGAGGAGCGACAGUAGGAGCACCCAGAAAAGCCGUAUCUAUGUCAACGUUGCGGGAGGAUGUGGAGGACGUGUGCGUGUCGUCAAACUCACAGCAUGGUUUCGCCGUAGUCCUGGACGACGAGUCCAGCACCUUUGAGAUUAGCUCUUCCAACUCACUGCCCACCAGCGCGGGUGCGGCGUCCACCGUGGGUGUGGUGGCCGUCGACGACAGCUCCUCCACGGAUACCAUCAACGAUGGCCCCGUCCAUGCGCCGCACAGUCAGGUAUUCUUUAACGACCCCGAAGAAGAUGCCGAGGAUCCGCCCGUUGUCUGCCUUAUAAAUGACGACGACGAAGACGACGAGGAUGAUCCUGAUCCGGAUGCGGAGCCGGAGGACGAUGAGGAUGAGGAGUUGAUAGAGGAUGACGACGAUGACAUUGCAGUGGCCGCCAUCGACUGCACCAACACAUCACAAUUGGCAUUGGCCGACGGCACCAUAAUGGCGGCUGAUGGUUCAAAGAUCUUCCUAGAGACGCCCGUCGUGGAGGAGGCCCAGCCGCAUCCUGGUCAAGUUGCAGUCGCUUCACAGUCGGAGCUGACCGGAAAGCCGAAACGUCUAAGCGACGAGUUCCUGCUCGGUGAGGAGGAACAGCCGGAGCAUCAGGCUCAAGGCAGAGGAGGGAUCAAGUCUGAGGCGGGCAUCAGCGUGGUCGACGACCAACCGUCCGAGGGUGACCGCCUUAUGUCAGCGCGGCUGAAGCAGAUGAGCCUCACGGCAAACGCUGUAUCCAAUCCCUCGUCAGCGGACGCUGUCGUCCGAGAGGAGACCGCCUCCACGUCUACCUCCAGAUCCAGCUCUAACUCUAGCGCCGACCUGUCCAAGGCGGAUAUAGAGUCUAUGGAUCUGAUCGAGCGGCGAGACUUUGAGACGGAACAGCGGCUGACGGGUGGCAUUAUCCUGCGCACCAGCUCUAUGUUGAGCCAGAACAAAUUGAAUCUAAGUCUGAUCAAAUCCAUGGCCGGCGGUAAAGCAGCUGGAGGUGCUACCAACGCAUCCAGCAGCGACGACUGGCCUAGCAGUAGCAAUGGGCGCACUGUUUCCUCUGAUAGCAAGUGCACCUACAAGGAUCUGUCGACGACUCCGACAAGCAGUCGCAAAUACACCAACAGCCGGCUGAGCAAGUCCACUGCCAAACUGAAUCUGGGCUCCUCACUAGGAACUUCUUCCAGCUGCAGUCAGCACCGGUCAAGUUCGAUGUCAAAGUCAACGGAAUCUUCGUCGUCGUCGACUACAUGUACGGGAGCUGCACGAACGGAUGUGUACACCAACACCAACUCGAAUGAUUACCCAGGCCUGGUUCCUGCCGCAACAGCCUCGUCCACGUCUGCCAGCAGCUGUCAGCAGGAGCAGGAGGACGGUGCUAGUGUAAGUGCUUCCGUCUCUUACAGCUCAGUGGGAUCGCAGACUUCUCAGGAUGGUGGUGGUUGCAGUCGCACCACCGCCCUUAAUUCCUCGGCAGCUUGUUCUGCCGGAUCCGACUGCUUGGGCGGUGAUGCACAGGCUUCGACAUCGGCUUCCACCGGCACUGGGGCUGGAGGCGCGUCCAACUCGAAUCGUUGCCAAUAUGCAAAUGCUUCGACGACGAAGGCGGUGGCGCGUCAGGUGAAUGCCAGCGCCCAGACACAGGAACGAUUCCUUGGACGCAGCAAUCCUCCGACUGCCAGUGGGUCAUUAACAGGAGCAGCUUCAGCGUCACAAUCCGUAGCAGUAGUGGCGCGACCACGGCGCAACGGCUCCAACGACGUCAUUCACCUGGAGGUGGUUGUCGAGGAGGGAGCUGCUGGUGGUGGUGAUGGCCUGGUGGAGCCCGGCGACUUCAAUGCCGACGAGCCGUGGGGUAAUUGCGACGAAGAGAACAACUGUUCCGAUCUUGAGGAGAUCUGCACUUGCCAGAACGGCAGCAGCUACGGCGGCAGCAAUGCCAGCCUGAGCGAGGCGUAUGACCUGGAUCCCAUGGACCACGAGGAGCCACUUAUUCUUUCGUCCUACAAAGCUGUCAACGUGAAUGGGUCGUUUAACAACAACAGCUCCCUGAUCCCUUCGCAGCAGCGCAAGCGGAAGUUCAACGAGGGACGUCUACUGGAUGGCGCCGACUACUCGAUGACCAUCUCCGCUAGCGGCGGAGCGGGCGAAUCUGGCUCGGGAUUGGGCGAUAACUGUCGCAAGCGGAUUGCCUAUGACUUUGCCUCUACGCCGCGCUCAUCCUCUCAACAUUCGGGACCCACGGCGGUGCUGUCCCUGACGCCCUCGUCACAACACCUCGCUAACGCUACGCCGGGCUCGGGAUUGGGUCGUCGCACACCACGAUCUGUACCGUCACGGGAUAAUCCACCGCCUGAGCUGCAGCACUGGUUGGCCCAGUUCCAGAGGUGGUCGCAUGUCGACCGUUUGCUUGCCUUGGACCGACUGAUUGAUCAUUGCGAUGCCUCGCAGGUCCGACACAUGAUGAAAGUGAUCGAGCCGCAGUUCCAGCGCGACUUCAUAUCACUGCUGCCCCGGGAAUUGGCCCUCUUUGUCCUCUCCUACUUGGAGCCAAAGGAUCUGCUGAGGGCCGCCCAGACCUGCCGAAGCUGGCGCUUCCUGUGCGACGAUAACCUGCUUUGGAAGGAGAAGUGCCGAAAGGCGCAAAUACUGUCCGAACCGCGGACCGAUCGCCCGAAGAGAGGACGCGACGGCAACAUGCCGCCCAUUGCUUCGCCGUGGAAGGCCGCUUACAUGCGCCAGCAUAUCAUCGAGAUGAACUGGCGGUCGCGUCCAGUGCGCAAGCCCAAGGUGCUCAAGGGCCACGACGACCAUGUGAUAACAUGCCUGCAGUUCUCCGGCAAUCGCAUCGUGUCCGGCUCUGAUGACAAUACGCUCAAGGUGUGGUCGGCGGUGAAUGGAAAGUGUCUGCGCACUCUGGUGGGGCACACCGGUGGCGUUUGGUCUUCCCAAAUGUCCGGAAAUAUCAUAAUUUCGGGAAGCACCGAUCGCACGCUCAAGGUUUGGGACAUGGACAGCGGUGCUUGUGUCCAUACGCUCCAGGGACACACAUCCACGGUGCGCUGCAUGCAUCUGCAUGGCAACAAGGUGGUAAGUGGUUCGCGAGACGCCACUCUUCGCGUUUGGGACAUUGAACAGGGCUCCUGUCUCCACGUGUUGGUUGGCCACUUGGCCGCCGUGCGAUGUGUCCAGUACGACGGCAAGCUAAUUGUAUCCGGAGCCUACGAUUAUAUGGUCAAGAUCUGGCAUCCGGAGCGUCAGGAGUGCCUUCACACGCUGCAGGGUCACACGAAUCGCGUUUACUCGCUGCAGUUUGAUGGCCUCCAUGUGGUCUCGGGCUCGCUGGACACCUCGAUACGGGUGUGGGAUGUGGAGACGGGCAACUGCAAGCACACUUUAAUGGGUCAUCAGAGCUUGACCUCAGGCAUGGAGCUGCGUCAGAACAUUCUCGUUUCGGGCAAUGCCGAUUCCACCGUCAAAGUAUGGGACAUCACAACGGGACAAUGUCUGCAGACGCUGUCGGGUCCAAACAAGCAUCAGUCGGCGGUCACUUGUCUGCAGUUUAAUUCCCGAUUUGUGGUGACCAGCUCUGACGAUGGCACCGUCAAAUUGUGGGACGUGAAGACGGGCGACUUUAUUCGAAACCUUGUGGCCCUGGACUCGGGCGGAUCCGGUGGCGUUGUGUGGCGGAUCAGGGCAAACGACACGAAGCUUAUUUGUGCCGUGGGCUCCCGUAACGGGACGGAGGAAACAAAGCUUAUGGUCCUGGACUUUGAUGUGGAGGGGGCUUGUGUCAAGUGCUCAUAGUAGGAGCCAGUGGUGGUUCGCAUCCGGUCCAGCCUGCGAUUGUGCAGACGGGGCAGCAGCAGCAGCUAGUAUACAGCUUCAAGCGAGAUUUCAUUACAAACUCAUCAUCUAUGCACACACACACACUAUCCGUAACGUAAUGUUGAUUGCCUUGCCAACACUUACACACCACACACAACACACACGCAACAUAACAAACAGUUUAGGGGAGAAAAGGAAAUUGGGGUGUGGCUGUGGCUGUGAGUGCUUGUAUUGUUAAUAAUUAAUAACCUUCUUUAAUUUACGUUGCUUCAUAGCCAAAAUUCGUUUUCCACCGUAGAAUAAUUUCGCUUCUUAGUUUGUAAAUCCAUUAAUUAAUCGUGUUUCGGCGAGUCGAUCGAUUUAACUACGUUUAUGAUAAAUAUUAUUGUAGGUAAUAGUGCAUACAUUACGAACAGCAGAUGAUAUACAAUUUGUUCCGCGUCGUGUGAGGAUGAGAGAGAGUGAACAUUUAUAUGAAAACAACAGAGCUUUAUAUUGAUUAAAUUGUAAUUUGUUUAACUGGA
Molecule: messenger RNA, 4804 nt
Organism: Drosophila serrata
Lineage: Eukaryota; Metazoa; Arthropoda; Insecta; Diptera; Drosophilidae
Gene: ago
Product: F-box and WD-40 domain protein 7
Biological process (GO): proteasome-mediated ubiquitin-dependent protein catabolic process; ubiquitin recycling
Cellular component (GO): cytoplasm; nucleus
Molecular function (GO): ubiquitin binding
Source: RefSeq, a predicted model, not a curated record